CUGUGAGUUAUGCUUCAGCUAUUGCAUCUGCUGCUGUAAACAGGAGAGUCGGCUAUCUGCAAGGUGCAGUGUAUGUAGAAGGACCCAUCCUCUUGACUUGUGGCCUCCAUCGCCCAUUCUCAUAUUCAACCAAAUUGGAUGUAAGACAAUGACGUUUGAAGUUAUUGUUGUUGACUUCUCCAAAAUAAGAGGACUUUGGGAAACUCGGGUUAAGAAGUAUAAAGAAAGAUGCAAAAAGGAGAAGGAAAGGCUACAAAUGAGUGCGUUGCAAAAAAUUAAACAAGAAUGGAACUUUAUUUUGGAAUGCAGAAAUAAAGGAAUACCCCAGUCUGAAUACAUAAAAGAUGGGUUUGUAGACACCAGGCUUGAGCUAUUGGAUGCCUAUCAGAAGAGUUCUUCCAUUUUAAAACAGAGUCCUUACAAAGAAAAAGAACCUGAAACAAACAAAUAUGUUUUUAGCCUUUAUGGAGCAGAGUGGCUGGAGCUGCCUGAUUACCUGAGAGAACAGACAUACCUGAAAGAAUGGCAUAUUAAUAAAACCCUCAUACAUACCAUUCCAGACUAUAUUCAGUCCUUUGAAGAUAUGACAGUUUUGGAUAUAUCGCAGAAUAAAAUUACAUGUCUUCCUGCUGAAAUAGGAUGUCUGAGAAAUUUGAGAGAACUCAGUGUUAGCUUCAAUAAUCUAAAACACAUACCACCUGAGCUGGGAGAUUGUGAAAACCUUGAGAAAUUGGAUGUGUCUGGAAAUUUAGAACUCACGGAAUUGCCUUUUGAGCUGAGCAAUUUGAAAAAGGUCACUUUUGUCGAUUUGUCAGCAAACAAAUUCUCUUCUAUUCCAAUUUGUGUCUUACGGAUGUCAAGUUUACAAUGGUUGGACAUCAGCAGUAACAACUUAAAGGAUCUUCCACAAGACAUAGACAGAUUAGAAGAACUUGAGACCUUGUUGAUGCAUAAAAACAUAAUUACCUACUUGCCAUCUGCACUUACCAAUCUUUCUCAUCUGAAAUUAUUAGUUGUCAGCGGUGACAAGUUGGUGGAAAUACCCUCUGCACUUAUAGAAAACCCCUCUCUGAAAUAUGUCAAGCUACUUGAUAAUCCCAUUGAAGGAAAUGAAAGCUUGGAUUCUGAAAAUGAAGAAGAAAAUAAUCAAGAUCGUGAACAGUUUGAGAAAGAAUUCAUGAAAUCCUACAUUAAAGAUCUUGUUGAAAGAGAUUCUACACCCAGAUAUACCACAAAAGUGUCGUUUAAUGUGCAGAUUUAGAAGAUGCAAGACCAAAAAACAGCUGUGCGUUGGCAAUUUCUCUCUGAAACCCAUUAAAACUGUCUUUUAAGGUUAAUUUGUGUUGUAAUUAUAACAUUGUUAUUACUAACAUAUUAUGUCUUAAAUUUGAAAAAAAAGGGUGACUGCUGUAGUUGUGUAAUUAACAAACACCAGAAGUGUCUAGCAAAAAUAUCAUCUACUUGCCUGAUAUUCAGAUAUACAGAUAUAAGAUCAGUCAUUUUAAUGGCUUAGGGCUAUAAAACAUGAGGCUUCAGAAACAUUUGUGAUAAAAUAAAAAAGCUCUCCAAAUGAAAAAUAUAAAAUGAGUACUUUCCAUAAUUAAUUUCUGUACAUACUUAUCUAAAUGUUAUUACAAACUAAUUUCCUACUGGCAAGAGUCUGGGGAGUGGUCGCACUGGAGAGUAAAUUUAGCUGUUCCUCUUUCUAAGGAACUGGCAUGGGGGAACAAGGAAAUAGCUAGUGAAUUUAAUAUAUCGUAAAAUGCUGGAACUACAGGGAAUGAUUUUGGUUCACUUUUAACAAGCCUAUUGCUUGGGGAAAUAGAUUUAUUGGUAACCGAAUUGUAGUCAAUUCCAUGAGCAUUAGGGACAGCUACAGCAGUGUUGACACUGAUGUCAUGAAUUCCUUUAAUCUAGGAUUCAUCAAAUGAUGAUUCAUAUUAGAUCCCUUGACUUUCAAAUAUAGUCUAAGUUAUUUUUAAGAGGGAGUCCGACUCCCAGCACACCCACUGAUCUGCUGUUUGUACAGGCUGCAGUGCUCCAGUGAGCAUUACGGCCUCUUCCUAGCCCAAUGAUGUCACAUUCCUCAGUAACAUGGCCUAUGUGCAGCUCAGUGUCAUUCAGCUGUUCUGGCCUAGGCUGCAAUACGAAGGACAGUCGUUAUACAGUAUUGAUAAAAAAAAUAAUGGCUUCACACACAUAUAAGCAGUAAAGCUGAG
Bufo bufo (common toad) is the source of this 2219-nucleotide messenger RNA. It is a transcript of the gene LRRC2, whose product is annotated as leucine rich repeat containing 2. Gene Ontology annotation, molecular function: protein binding. The transcript has 9 exons. The coding region runs from base 149 to 1261 and encodes 370 amino acids. Lineage: Eukaryota; Metazoa; Chordata; Amphibia; Anura; Bufonidae. The record is from RefSeq and is a predicted model, not a curated record.